AUGUUUGGCGCUCUCAAUAGGUUUAUCGGACGACUUGAUGCUGAAACUUCCCAACAGAGCUCCAAUGGUCCCGGAGACAACUCGUUUGGCUUUCAAGUACUCCGCAAUAAGGACCCAGACUUGCCACUGGAGCCUUGGUUCGACUUCAUCAUCGGUAUAAAUGGUCGCUUGAUUGACGACCCUGAUCCUAGCCUCUUUGCGGCGGAAGUCCACAACUGCGCCGGUUCGAGUGUAUCUCUGGGGAUAUGGAGUGCAAAGGGCCAACGGACGCAUACAAUCUCCAUACCCGUCUCGAAAGAAAACCCAUCCUUGAGCUUAACAUUACAACUUGCGCCAUUGUCCACGUCGCAACACAUCUGGCACGUUCUAACAAUACCAUCACCUCUAAGUCCUGCCUAUCUAGCCGGAUUACUGGAGCAUUCUGAUUAUAUCUUGGGCUCGCCCAGCGGCACUCUGCGGGGAGAAUCAGCACUAGGUGAAUUGGUGGAAGAUCAUCUAAACCGAAGCCUUGUGCUAUGGGUUUAUAACAGCGAGUUCGAUGUGGUUCGAGAGGUUGAGCUAGUGCCAACAAGAGGAUGGGGAGGAGAAGGCGCAUUGGGCGCUGUUCUGGGCUAUGGAGCAUUGCAUAGGCUGCCUGUGGGCUUGGGCGAGGAAGUUGAAGGACCUGGCGAAGUUGUUUUUGACACUGGAGCCGAUGGUUCUGAAUAUCAAAAAGAUCAAGACGCAGGUGCCCCGCCUUCUACGGCGCCUACAGGAAACUAUCUUGUCCCUGCAAAUAUUGCUUCACCACCUCCAUUAUCUUCGCCCUCCGCUCCCCUCAAUAAUACCGCCCCACCACGAUCAGGAAAGUCAGCGCGCAGGAAUCGACAUGCUGCAGUCUCGCCAAGUCGGGGCUUUGACGAUUAUUUUGCAGAAGGGGAGCAGAAGAGUAAAGAACAAGACUAUGCGCCAUCUCGGAAAGGAACGCCGCUUGCACCACCACCGAAGGCUGGGGGACCAUCCAAUACAGUCGUAGGAGAGACCGAAGCUGCUGGGUAG
Talaromyces proteolyticus is the source of this 1038-nucleotide messenger RNA. Its product is annotated as putative Golgi reassembly stacking protein. Lineage: Eukaryota; Fungi; Ascomycota; Eurotiomycetes; Eurotiales; Trichocomaceae. Gene Ontology annotation, biological process: Golgi organization. The coding region runs from base 1 to 1038 and encodes 345 amino acids. Gene Ontology annotation, cellular component: Golgi apparatus. The transcript has 3 exons. Gene Ontology annotation, molecular function: protein binding. The record is from RefSeq and is a predicted model, not a curated record.